GCGCCUUUUUUAAAUCCCCAAAACAAAACAAAAGGACGAAAAACAACAAAACGGCUCUUGGUUUUGAUUGAAGAGGCUGUUAAAGUUUAAUAAGCAAACAUGGAGUAUCACAGACGAUCUGCAGAGUAUUUUAGGGUCUUUAACGAAAUGAGGUUAGAAGGAGAGCACACUGAUUUUAAAAUUAGAGUUAAUCACACGGAACUGAAAGUGCACAAAAUCGUCAUUUAUCAAGUCAUCCCAUUUUUUAGGAUGCUUCUCUCUGACAAAUGGGAUAGUGAUAUAUAUGAUGUCAAGGAUGUGUCUCCCGACAUCAUGUCUCACAUCGUUGAAUGCGCUUACACAGGAUCCGUUUGCAUUACCAAAGAAAACGUGGCAGAGCUUCUGGUUGCGGCUGAUCGUUUUUUAAUGUCAUAUUUGGUAAACGGCUGUUGUCAUUUCUUGGAGUCACAAUUAGCCCCUGAAAGCUCCAUUGACAUCUUUACGUUGACGCAGAAUUUCCAGUCCUGUUCAAAGCUCCAUACUAAAGCUAAGUUUUACAUCUUAAAGCACUUUGAAGAUGUUCUGCGUUUAUCUAAAAAGUUCUUGGAACUAUCGCCUGCACAUCUUGUGGAGUUUUUAGGUCGUGAUGAGCUGAGCGUUAAACACGAGGAAAUGGUUUUUGAAGCCAUCCUCUGCUGGAUUUAUCAUGCACCGGAAGAGAGGAAAAUGUACAUGGCCACACUUCUGCCAAAGGUUCGAUUGGGAUUGAUGGCAGCAGACUACUUCACUGAGAAGAUAAAGCUCAAUCCACUGGUGAUGGAAAACGAGUCCUGCACAUCUUUUGUCUCCAAUGCAACAGAGGCAUUGUUUGACUGCAGCAUUCGUGAACCUUCCACCCUAAUCCUCAGGAAACAACUGACACGCCCACGUUUCCCCCCAGCAAUCCUAUUGGCCAUAGGAGGCUGGAGUGGCAGCAGUCCAACCAGUGAGAUGGGGUGUUUUGAUAUACAAGUAAACCGCUGGGAGGAUGUUAAUCAAGUGAAUGGGAGACCCAUAGCCUAUCAUGGUUCGGUGGUCCUAGACGGCUCCAUCUAUUGCAUCGGUGGCUUUGACAGUAUCAGUUAUUUUAACACUGUUUGGAAAUUUAAUCCCCUCACUCAAAUUUGGCAUGAGGUGGCCAACAUGUUUGAGCAAAGAUGCUACGUUAGUGUUGCUGUUCUGGACGGCCUUAUUUACGCAAUUGGUGGACAUAAUGGACAGACACGGCUAAACACUGCAGAGCGCUUUGACCCACCUAGAAACCAGUGGACACGCAUAGCAUCCAUGGCUGAACUCAGGAGUGACGCUAGCGCCACCACACUGCACGGCAAGGUGUAUAUCUGUGGUGGUUUCUCUGGACAGCUAUGUCUCUUGACAGCGGAGAGCUACAGUCCACAGACAAAUCAAUGGAGUCUCAUUGCGCCCAUGAUGAACGCCCGCAGUGGUCUCGGUAUCAUUGCCUAUGGAGAUCUAGUAUAUGCUGUGGGUGGAUUUGAUGGCAACAACCGUUUGCGGACUGUAGAGGCUUAUAACCCUCGAACCAACCACUGGCGUGAUGUGGACCCUAUGAUCCAUCAGCGCAGUAACUUUGGCAUUGAGGUGCUGGAUGAUCAGAUGUUUGUUGUCGGGGGCUUUGAUGGAUCAAGCACCUGCAGGAACGUGGAGUGUUACGACAAGGAGACAAGUAGAUGGAAUGAGAUGAGGAACAUGCUCACAAGGCGCAGUGCUCUGAGCCUUUGUGUAUUAUCUGGAUUACCUGAAGUCACACAGUACGCAGCCGAUCGGGACUAAAGAAAAAAUAUUUGGUAGUGAAUGAUCGCAGAGGGGUCAUCGGACAGAGCCUGGAUAUGUAAAUACAUGAUAAAUAAAUAUAAUGUUAAAUGCAUUUAAAAAUGAAGAUAGUUUUUAAAUGUUUAAUAUACAGAUAGGGAUGCUGUGAUGGGAGGAUCAGCAAAUUGUUGUAGGUUUAGACUCUGCUGUUGAAGUGCAUUAACUGUGAAACAUUUCAAACACAUGCUCAACCAGUCAAAGCAAUGUACAAGAUGAAAUGUACAUAAAUACGAGCAAGAAAUAGAGUAAAUUUACCUAUUAAAGGGACAGUUCACCUUCAAAAUGAAAAUUCUCUCAUUAUUUACACGUCUCUUGUUAUUUCAAACCUGUAUGACUUUCUUCUGCAGAACACAAUAGAAAAUAUUUUGAAAAUUGUUGGUAAUAGAAAACAGUCGGUCCCCAUUGACUUGCAUUGGUUUUGUGUCCAUACAAUAGAAGUCAAUGGGAAUCAACGGUUUUUGGUUGGUAUUAUUUUUCCAAAUUUUUCUUUUUUUUUGCAGAAGAAAGAAAAUCACACAGGUUUAGUUGGUGAGUAAAUGAUGACAGAAUUUUUCAUUUUGAAGGUAAACUAUUCCUUAACCUCACCUUUAAACACACUACCAUCUUUAAGCUCACAUUAUAAAAAGUUUGAAAAUCUUGUCUUAUCCAAUUGAUGUAUUUGUAACUACAUACCUUCUGUCAUUUAAAAUCAGUCAGACCAUUACACAUUUAGAUAUGGGUACAUGUGUUCACACUGUCUGGAGCCUAUUCUGAAAGGUGUCUGAAAACGAAAAGAGUAGCUCAUUAAAGGGAUAGUUCACCCAAAAGGUAAAAUAAAGUUAUGAAUUACUCACUCUCUACAUGCUCCAAGCUUGUAUAAAUGAAUUUGUUUGGUUAAAUACAGAGAAAGAUACUUGGACGAAUGCUUGAAACCAAACCGUUCAUGGACCCCAAAGUGGUAAAAAUGUCAAUGGUGUCAAAAGUGCUCCAAAACUGUUUGCUGUUGUACAUUCUUCAAAAUAUCACAAUAUAUAAGUAUAUUUAAGUAUAUUUGUCCUACUAUGGUAGUCAGUGGGACUGUUUGGUUACAAGCAUUCUUCCAAAAUAUCUCGUAUUCAUAAGAAGAAGAAAAAAUCAGAUUUGGAACAACUUGAAGGUGAGUAAAUGAUGACAGAAUUUGUAUAUUUUGUGUAAACUAUCCCUUUAAUUGUGCAAUUUGUACAUGUUUUGACUUCUGUUUAGGGUAAGUAUCACUGCGUAUUGCAAAAUUAAAAGAUUCAUGUUUAAACUUUUGCAUUCUAUAUCCUGGAACGUGGAUGUGAGAAAUAAUUACAAAUAAAUCUAAAGAUUGUUUUAGAUGGUAGAGAACAUUGUUGGCUCACUAGCAGGAUUGCGUGCUACACCUACAGUAUAUAUUACUUCAGACGUGUUACUGCUCGUAUUUAAAAAUACAUAAUAUGAUACAUUUAAAUUUGUUGAUGUCUGUGGUUUAAUACUGCUGUCAUUUUUGAGUAUGUUGAGAAAGGUUCAUAAUCUCCAUGGAGCAUGAGUUGAUUCAGAGGUGGAGAAAUGUCUGAAAUCAAAGAUUCAUACAAAAUAAAUCUGUCACAAUUUCUGAGCUAGAAAGGAUGUAGAUCCUAAAAUUCCAUAAGAGAAAAAGGAAACCAAUAUUAACAUACAUACCGUAGGAGGUUCUUGUAAACUCG
This is a messenger RNA of Triplophysa dalaica, 3533 nucleotides long. Its product is annotated as kelch-like protein 10. Gene Ontology annotation, molecular function: protein binding. NCBI's taxonomy places the organism in Eukaryota, Metazoa, Chordata, Actinopteri, Cypriniformes, Nemacheilidae. Bases 100 to 1809 code for a protein of 569 amino acids. The record is from RefSeq and is a predicted model, not a curated record. The transcript has 8 exons.